UAAAGCUGGGUCCGGGGGUGGUGUUGGGGGGUCCGGACGGGUGGCUGUGCCCAUGGACGGCAGCUCGCUGCUAGAGCAGUACCUGGAGCGCUGCGACGGGCAGGAUGACAUCUCAACUAGUCCUCAGCUGUUUACUCCCAUGAGCCCUUAUGAUGUAGACUUUCCAAUUCAAACAACUGAAGAUGUGUUGUUCGGAUCUCAAUUUAAUCAGCCCAAAGAGCUUCCUACAGACUUCUCCUCUGUGGAUCUCAGCUUUCUUCCAGAUAUUACCCAAGAAAACAAAGCACAAAAUCUAUUUGAAGAUGGUCAUGAAAUGCAAAAAGAGCUUGAUGGGUCAACAUCAAAUGAGGACAGCAGUAUCCUCACAGAUGAAAGCAUCUUGGCCUAUCCAGAUGCAACUCAAGCAACUCCUGAAGCAUCUGGUGGGUGUCCUCCUCUGACACCCAUAGCUCCGAUGACCCCAGUGACACCUGCAUCAGAAAGCUCUGGCAUAGUUCCCCAGUUACAGAAUAUAGUGUCAACUGUAAACUUGGCUUGUAAACUAGAUCUGAAGAACAUAGCUCUGCGUGCCAGAAAUGCAGAGUAUAACCCAAAGAGGUUUGCCGCUGUGAUCAUGAGAAUCAGGGAACCACGAACAACAGCCCUCAUCUUCAGCUCAGGAAAAAUGGUCUGCACAGGAGCAAAAAGUGAAGAGCAAUCACGGCUUGCAGCCAGGAAGUAUGCGCGUGUGGUGCAGAAGCUUGGGUUCCCUGCCAAGUUCCUGGACUUCAAGAUACAGAAUAUGGUUGGGAGUUGUGACGUGAUGUUCCCCAUCCGGCUGGAAGGCUUGGUUCUCACUCACCAGCAGUUCAGCAGCUAUGAACCUGAACUAUUUCCUGGCCUUAUUUAUAGGAUGGUCAAACCAAGGAUAGUGUUGCUUAUCUUUGUGUCUGGAAAAGUUGUAUUGACGGGAGCAAAAGAACGUUCUGAAAUCUAUGAGGCAUUUGAGAGCAUCUAUCCCAUUUUAAAAGGUUUCAAGAAAGCAUCAUAACAUGGCUCAUAAAGCAACUAAGAAUAAUACAUGAGUUUGUACUACUGUGUGUGGAACAGAGCGAGGGUGUGGAUUAUAAACAAAUGAUGCUAUUUUGCAUGCUAUAAGUGCUGGUGCCUUUCUAUAGUCUGUGAAAUGUUUGUUUUGCUUUCAGAUUAGCUGUUUGUAAUUCACUUGUUCUGACCACUUCUUUCAAGCUGAAAAACUUGCAAAAUUAAUGUACUUUUAAUAGAAUGUAUAUUAAGGUGACAUUUAAAAGUGUUUUGUAAUAGAAAACCCAUGUCUUCUCCCCUG
Messenger RNA from Athene cunicularia (burrowing owl), 1324 nucleotides. It is a transcript of the gene TBPL2, whose product is annotated as TATA-box binding protein like 2. NCBI's taxonomy places the organism in Eukaryota, Metazoa, Chordata, Aves, Strigiformes, Strigidae. The coding region runs from base 53 to 1030 and encodes 325 amino acids. Gene Ontology annotation, molecular function: RNA polymerase II general transcription initiation factor activity; DNA binding. The transcript is spliced from 7 exons. Gene Ontology annotation, biological process: DNA-templated transcription initiation. The record is from RefSeq and is a predicted model, not a curated record.